GAAUGAGUGAAAUAAUGGUUCAUAACCGAGGUGUAAUCACGUGUAGAAGAUCGACGAUCGCUGAUGCUGUGUUAGGGAGUCUCAAUUGCCAUCUCCAUCACUCGAAUAGAGUAAAGCCAGGCCAGUGCAGUGCAAAGAAUAAUACAUGAGCUAAAAAUUGCUCUUAUGGUAAGGAAGGUCCUUGGCGGUGACACCCCUUCUUCUUCUUCUAACACCCUCUACCUAAUCCCCAAAUCCAAUCCCGUCCUUGACAGGACUCUUCAUCCUUCAUUUCGGUGCCAUUCCUCCAUUCAUUUAUGUCAACUCGAGUUUGGUCUGAUAUUUCCCCUUUUCGACCACCUCCCGCAUUUUCUUCCUUUCCUCGCCUUCCCCACCCCCUCACCUCCAGCUUGAACAGCCGCUCCACAUCCAAGGCUUGACGCCUUUUCACCUAUCCAUCAUGAUGAAGCAAACAAAAGCCAGGGCCGUGUCAGUCUCCUCACAUCCAAAGUCCCCUCCGCUGGACAUGACAACCGUAGCAACAACUGCCCCACCUGAAUCUUCACAAAGCAGCCCACCCUCAAGAAUAUUCGGUCUCCAAGAUGCACCCUGUUAUUACCCCACUCCCGAGGAGUUUAUGGAGCCGCUCAAAUUCAUCGAGAGUAUCCGUCCAGAAGCUGAGAAAGCUGGCAUCUGCAAGAUCAUCCCACCUGAAGGCUGGAAGCCGCGGUUCUCACUGGACACUGAGGUGUUCCGUUUUAAAACGAGGAUCCAGAAACUAAAUAGCAUGGAAGGCGAGACCAGGACCAACCUCAAUUAUUUAGAACAGCUGUACAAAUUUCACCGCCAACAAGGACAUCCCGUUCUUAAGAUUCCACAAUUGGAUAAACGUCCGAUCGAUCUGUUCAGGCUCAGGAAAGAGGUUACAGCUCGAGGAGGAUAUCAAAAGGUCACAGCAGGGAAAAAAUGGGCAGAAAUCGGGCGCGGGCUUGACUAUACAAGAAAGCAAUGCACCUCACUUUCAAAUGCCCUUAAAUCAGCCUACCUCAAAGUCAUCUUGCCAUAUGAGAUUUAUUUAUCAAAACAGGGUAAAACUGCAUCCGAAAAUUUUCCAAAUGAUUUCAAGCGGGAAUCGAGCUCAGAUCCCACACCUCAAAGCUCACAGGAUUCUCCCGCAGCCAGCGUUAUUGCUAUGCCUGAGACUCGAAAAUCAAAACGGAUUAAAAAAGAUCCAGUGUCCUGUGCUGAUUCGCAGCCGUCAUCACCAUCAAAUUCGGAACGAACUUCGAGUGAACCACUAUCAGUUAAUCGCGGAGAUGACGACGAUGAUAGCUCAGACGUCUGCGAGAUUUGUCACAAGGAAUGUGAUCUGGACAGGAUGCUUAUUUGUGAUGGCUGCGAGCUUGGAUACCAUACAUACUGUCUCACGCCACCACUGCAAAAUAUCCCUAAAACGGAUUGGUACUGUGCAAAAUGUCUUGUGGCAGGCGACGAUUUCGGUUUUGAGGAGGGUGAAGAAUAUUCUCUCCAUAGUUUUCAACAAAAGUGCAAUAACUUCAAACAGAGCUGGUUCGAAAAAGCUGGGUUCGAGGAUGGCAAAGUACCUGAGGAUACUGUGGAGCGCGAAUUUUGGAGACUUGUUGAGAAUGCAUACGAGACUGUAGAAGUAGAAUAUGGUGCUGACUUGCAUUCGACUCAGCAUGGAAGUGGCUUUCCUACCUUGGAGAAACACCCAACAGAUAAGUAUUCAGCCCAUCCAGCCAACCUCAACAACAUCCCAGUGCUUCCUGAAUCACUGUUUUGUCAUAUCAAAACGGAUAUUUCAGGAAUGAUGGUUCCUUGGCUCUAUGUAGGCAUGUGUUUCUCAACCUUUUGUUGGCAUAACGAGGAUCAUUACACAUACUCCAUUAACUAUAUGCAUUGGGGUGACACAAAGACCUGGUAUGGGGUCCCUGCUUCAGAUGCUCUCAGGUUCGAGGAUACCAUGAAGAAGGCUGUUCCUGAGCUCUUUAAACAGCAGCCUGAUCUGCUGUUCCAGCUAGUAACUAUGCUUUCUCCAGAAAGAUUAGUUGCUAAUGGCGUUAAAGUUUUGGCUCUAGACCAGAGGCCUGGACAGUUUGUUGUGACCUUCCCACAAGCGUACCAUGCUGGGUUCAACCAUGGCUUCAAUUUCGCAGAAGCAGUCAAUUUCGCGCCUCCUGAUUGGUGUCAAUUUGGACUGGAAUGCGCCCAGCGCUAUAAAGAACACCGUAAACACCCAGUCUUUUCACAUGAUGAGCUUAUUUUAACCACAGCUCUCAAUGACACAAGCAUCGCUACUGCCUAUUGGUUACAGGACGAGAUGAGGAAUCUUUUAGAUCGAGAACUUGCGCAUAGACAAGUUGUUUUAAAGAAAUUCCCAACAAUCAAAACACUUUUGGAAGAGGAGGAUAGGCCAGAAGAGGAAAUCCAAUGUGUUUUUUGCAAUGCAUAUAUAUAUAUUUCACAAGUUGGAUGUCAAUGCACAACCAAGGUCACUUGUCACGACCACAUCAAUGAGCUUUGUAAAUGUGAUAUUCAUGGCCGAUUCAUGCGUCUGCGGUACUCGGAAGAAAAACUGAGAGAGAUCACUCAAAGAAUUAUUGAUACCGCUGCAAUUCCGGAUGCAUGGAUUGCUAAAUACACUAAGAUCAUGAUGGAGACCCGUGUGCCGUCUUUGAGGCUUCUUCGGUCGCUGAUUAAUGAAGCUGAUAAGAUACCAUUUCCUAUUGCAGAGGCUGCGCGCCUGCGGAAAUUCAUGGCUGUUGCGAAUGAAUGGGUUGAAGCCGCGACAAAAGUCCUGGUUCGGAAGCACUAUCAUCAAGGACGGAGGCUGACAGAUCGUGCGCAAGGCUCAACCGGAAAACGACUGGAAGAUCUCCAAGAGAUGCUUCGUCAAGUCGAGCGUUUGCGAUUUGACUGUCCAGAGAUUAAGCAACUACAGGAAUCGAUUGAGAUGAUACAAGGCUUCUUAAUGGAUGCGCAGAGAGCGCUAAGCAAACCUGUGUAUGACCUAACAGAGUGUCGUGAGCUUUACGAGACUGGAGUCAGUAUGAAUAUUACUAUGGACGAAAUUGACCAGCUGGAAACAAUUGUAACAGACCUUACUUGGAUCGAGCGAGUGUCUGCAAAGGGAGUUCUUCAAGAAGAUUUUCUACUGAUUUGCAGUCUGAUUGAGGAUGCAGAAAGGAGUGGUGUUUCGUCGUCCAAUCCGCUUUUAAAAGACCUUAUCAAAAAGAGAAAAGCAGGCAUAGCAUGGGAAGAACAAGCGAAUGAAAUCCUCAGCAAGAACCCAAUAGACCUCGAUGAACUGCAGGCAGUCAUUGAAACUGGGCGAGGCUUCCCGGUUCCUAGGAAUGUUCUUUCUAAGGCAGAACAUCUUCACAAUAAGGCAAUGGAAUGGCAAAAGACUGUGGAGCACCUCAUUACAAAGUCUGCAGAGCCCAAGUACGAAGAUAGGCCGCUUAUAUCGGAACUGAAGCGAGCAUUGAAGAUCGUCGACAGUCUUCCCAUCAUUAUGGAGCACAAAGACAUGUUUGACAAACAGUCAAAAAAGUUUGAUGAUUGGUUUGCGAAAUGUCAAGAGCUCUUAUUGCCGUCUAGUUCGAAAAAGUUUGUUGGAAUCGAACUGGAAGAAACUCUCGAGGACAUGAAGCAAAAUGUAGAAGCCUGCACAGCUGACGAGAAGACACCAAUUAAGCAAGCAAUUACAUCGAAUGGAGACACGGGAAUUGCCACGAUGGCGUCUGACAUAAACGAUGUCUCUUUAGACUAUAAAAAUGAGGGACGCUUAUCUUCGGUUCACGGCGAGUCCAGUAGAACACACAUCUUACUAAAAGAAAACCAAAGUCAGCCAAAAAAAUCAAUGGAAUCAGGCGAAAUGAGUAGUAUGGAUGAAGACAUUCCUGCGACAACAUCAAGAUCACAGAGUAAAGAGCAUUCAGGACCAGAAGCCUCGAGCGACCCUGAACGUGAGGACCAGAUUUAUUGCUUGUGCCGCACAUCCGAGUCUGGCAUGAUGGUAGAAUGUGAUGAAUGCCACGAAUGGUAUCAUGGCCCUUGUGUCCGCGUUACGAAACGUGAGGCCAACACAAAGUCCAACUAUAUUUGCCCUAUUUGCAACUUAAGCCUGGUUAUUCGACGCGACAAACCUCGACCCACAUUAGAACAGCUUGUUAAGAUCUUAGAAGAUGCGAGGGAACUUCGCUUUUUCACGCCAGAAGUCCCCCUGCUUGAAUCAAUUGUCAAUAUGGCAAUGGCAUUUAAGGAUCGAGUAGAUAAGUUCUUAAAGAAGGAUGUCAUUAUUCAGGAGAAUAUCCUCGAAGUCAAGGCAUACCUCCGUAAGAUUGAAGGCCUCGAGAUUGACCUGCGUGAAGAGCGUGAUGCCCUUCGAAUGCACGUUCUUCGACUCUGCCCAUCAUCUAUGCCCGUCCCUUCAGUUGUACUUUCAACCUACCCCACAGCUCCAGAGCUGUCAACUAUUAAAUCACAAUGCAUCUGCAACCAACAUGCAUCCUUGGGACCUUCAACAGUAGUGGAUAUACAGCAUGAAGGUGGCGAAGCCAUGAUCCAAUGCGGACUAUGCAAUGAAUGGAACCAUACUAUAUGUGUUAGUCUCGAUCUGGAGCAAGUACCGAAGUUAACUCGAUUCAUAUGCCCUGUGUGCAUGAUUAUACGAAAGAAGCAAUAUCCGCAUGGACUUGUACAUUAUCCUGGAGAAGUACAAGCGAGAGCAGCAGCGCGUGUCCAAGCCGCUAAGGAUGCAGGCGAUGCAAAGAAAAAGAAACGUAAGCCUAGUAGAGAUGCUAUUGAUCCGAAUACCGGAGUUGCUCUUCCAGCACCAUCGGGUACAGAGGGAAAGAAGAAGCGCCCGUAUAAAAAACGAGAGAAGACGGAACUAUUAAAAAACGACGAGAAAGUGUCAAUUAAGCGCCGCAAGUCUUCUGGAGCGCAGUCGAUUAUUUCAACAGUCUCGACUGAUACUAAUGGAUCGCCAACAACGCUUCCAUCGUUCAGUGAAGGAUUUUCAUUUCCUCACGACAGUCCUUCAACUUCUUCUCAUUCACCACAGCAACACUCGCACCAGCAUAUUCCACCCUCACAGAGGGUUCCAUCGCACACGUUACCAUCUUAUCCAAGCGUACAUGGAUUACCACUUCAAGCGGCCCCUGUAUCAUCUCACUAUCACACAUCGUCACCUCAACAACAUCAAUAUGUUACCUCCCCUUCUCUAACCAACGGUACAUAUCGACCAUAUCAACCUUCGGCGGCAAUCCAGGGGCAUGCGCCUCAACAUCCUCUCUCUCGAGGUCCAUCACAAUCCAAUACAUACUCUUAUCCCCAUUCGCACCCACAUUCUCCGCCUCCGUCUUCACAUAUGCGCUCCCAUGCACAUUCACCUCCAAGUCAUGAACAGAAUUCUGGAACACAUAUCUACGGAGCCCACUCGCUUGGUUCUGUCCGACAAGGGCAUUAUUCUCCCUCGUCCCAUGAUCACCAUCAUUUUAGUUCAAGUAAGAAUGACCGGUGUACUGAUAUUUUGCCGCACCCAGUCAGAGAUGAUCUCUAUAAUGACCGACAUUCGCGCUAUGUGCACCAUCGCUCAUCAUUGCCUCCUACAGCGCCUUCUCAUGCACGUUCGUAUUCCGGAUACAGUAAUAACAACAAUGGACCAGCUAAUUCAUCUCUGCCCUCGGUUCUACCGCCCAUGAAAAAUCAUCACCCUGCUUCUCAAGUUCAUGGACUUGUUGUUUCGUCCGAAACAGAAGCAGGAGGGGGGACGGGCGGAAUUAUCAUUGUGAAGGAUGGUUUUUUACCAUUGGAAACAGGGAGCGGUGGCGAAACAGAGACGGAUGAUGAUGAAACACAUCCUGUAGCCUCCACUGUUGGUCCAUAAAUAUGGCCAUAAUAAUUUGGAAAUGAGCUGAAUUAAGUAGUAGAACUGCAUCAUAUACAUUGUUAUGUUGCCUAUGUGUUUAUGCCCUCAUUUUGAAAAGUGUAUUAUAUAUUAAACAUAUUCUUAAUGAUCUUUGAGAUGCGCCAUGUAAACGUCGUAUUAAUC
Molecule: messenger RNA, 6058 nt
Organism: Lobosporangium transversale
Lineage: Eukaryota; Fungi; Mortierellomycota; Mortierellomycetes; Mortierellales; Mortierellaceae
Product: PLU-1-like protein-domain-containing protein
Exons: 8
Coding region: 440-5893 (1817 amino acids)
Biological process (GO): chromatin remodeling
Cellular component (GO): nucleus
Molecular function (GO): histone demethylase activity; DNA binding
Source: RefSeq, a predicted model, not a curated record